Hibiscus syriacus is the source of this 1099-nucleotide messenger RNA. Its product is annotated as ubiquitin-activating enzyme E1 1-like. Gene Ontology annotation, molecular function: ubiquitin-like modifier activating enzyme activity. Lineage: Eukaryota; Viridiplantae; Streptophyta; Magnoliopsida; Malvales; Malvaceae. The transcript is spliced from 5 exons. The record is from RefSeq and is a predicted model, not a curated record. The coding region runs from base 111 to 689 and encodes 192 amino acids.
UCUCAAAUCACUCUUCAGAGUUCAGAGGUCUUUGUUCCAAUUUCCAACUGACUAUUUGGUCUUCCAGCUUUUGAAUAAAGGGACUUGAAGCUUUUUGCUUAUCUCUCAAUAUGCUUCCUAGAAAGAGAACUGCUUCUGAUGAAGUAAUGGUUAUAGAAGCUGACUCUGAAACUUCCAGCAACACCAACCACAAGGGUGCGUCGGCAUCGUCCUUCAAGAAGCAUCGCCUUGAUAGCUGCUCCAUCACUGCCGUGGAUAACGAAUCAAUGACCAAGAACGGUGCUAAUAGUGUAAUAAUAGGAGGUAAUGGAGAUCAGAGUACUGGUAGGAUCGUUGAAUCUUCACCAUCGACCUUGAAUCUUGGUGAUGUGAAUCAUGCUGAAAUAGAUGAGGAUCUCCGUAGUCGGCAGCUAGCUGUCUAUGGCCGUGAGACUAUGAGGCGGGUUUUUGCGUCAAAUAUACUUGUUUCUUGGAUGCAGGGUCUUUGUGAUGAAAUUGCAAAAAAUCUCAUUCUUGCUGGUGUCAAGUCUGUGACAUUGCACGACGAAGGGUCAGUGGAGUUGUGGGACUUGUCCAGUAUAUUCGUAUUCUCUGAGAGUGAAAAGCAACAGGAACAGCAACAACAACAAGAACAGGAACAGGAUCAGGAUCAGGAUCAGGAACAAGAACAGCAACAGCCACAGCCAUAGCCACAGGAACAAGAACAGGAACAGGAACAGCCACCGCCAGGAACAGCAAUAGCAACGCAACAAAAUCAGCCACAGCCACCGCCACCAACACCAACAGCAAAAACAACAACGACAACUCGUGAAUUUGCAGGAUGAUGACACAAACUACCACAUGGAUCUAAUAGCUGGGCUAGCAAAUAUGAGGGCCAGGAACUACCCUAUAACGCUUGUAUUUGUAUUGGUUAACCUUAUAAGUUAGAGGUAUGAGAAGAGCAUAUUUGAUGAAUAUGACUUAUAGGUUUGCAAGUUAAGUAAAUGGUUACUAAAAUGAUUUUCGAUGGUGCAUCACGUGUAUAGUUAGAUUAUGAUAUAUUGUUAUAUUGUAUGGGCUUUGUAUAUUGGGUAAAUAGUGCAUGCCAGGUGCUUUUGUA